UACAAUGUUUCUUCUUCUUCCUCUUCCACCUACAUUCAAGUUUCAGCUUCAAUUAUCCCAUUAUCAAUUCUAUUUAACAAGCUUUCUCACAUGGAUACUCUGGAAUCAAAGUAAGCAGGCAAGUGUCCUUAAAUCGCGCUAAUGUAAAUGGUUAUGAUUUUGGCUCCAAUUUGGUAUUUUGUCCAUGGUUAAAUCCAACCAACCUGAUUAAAUCUACACUCUGAUUUGUUUGCUCUAUCUAUUUAUUUUGCAAAUUGGGUGGCAGAAAGGUUGUAAGACAAGCUAGAGGAGUUUUUCAAAUGUGACUAUGAGUUGUUUGAUGAAUUGACCGGUUUAAUCAGGUCGGUUGCCUCACUCCAAUCAAAUGUUUGGAUUCUGUGACUAGCAUUUUCGACCAUCUCUUUGAUACUAUUUUGUCUGAUUAUGAAUCAUUUGGAGGAGAGGAGAAGCAUUGGAUGGCAUAGAGAUGAUAACACGUCCUACCUCAAGCAACAUCAUUUUUCAAUUUUCAGUGAGUGUUAUUCAACCCUUUUUUACGUAUUGAUAUCCUGUUAUAAUUUUUACGUAUUGAUAUCCUGUUAUAAUUUUCACUGUUUGAUGAAUUUUCAGUGUUAUUUCACCCUUUUUUACAACAGACAACUUUUGCCUUCAUUUGGUAAAACCAUUAAAGGCUCAUGUAGUCAAGGUGUUAUUCUCACAAAAGAAAUAAGCUUUAUCCUUCCAAAACUGAAGUGGUGAAUCCAGAUGCGAUACGAACCAAAUUAAAGUGAAACUCAAGUGAGUUGUCAUCUAACUUUUUUUUCCUGAUGAAGUGAAUUGUUGACAUAUUGGAUGAGAACAAGGCCAAAGCUCUCAAUCUCAUUUCUGAGAGAUAGCUGGCCAGUUUUCUUGAAGACGGAGGCAAAGAUGGUGUGGAUCAGAAGGUGACUGCUCGAGAUGAGUUUCAGCUACGAUUUCAAGGGCGCAGGCCAUAGAAACUAAACCUGAAUUAGAGAGAACAUCACGACGUCAAAUAUGACUUCAUGAUAACACUCCAAGAGGAUUGGGGAAGAAUGAAAGAAGCUUUAGAAUGUAUACUGGGUCGAUCUCUAGUUCUGUUGGGUUGAUCUCUCGUUCUUUGUUCAAUCCUUUCGAAGAAUACAACGUGCCACGUCAGUAAAUCUGCUGAUCUGGAAACUUUAAUUAGAAGAAUAAAUCCUGAGGUGGCGGCGUUAGCGCGCUUCAGAAUCUAUAUAUUAUAAUAGAUGGAUAGAUAGAUUGCCUCAAACUACAAGACAAAAAAAGUCUUCUUUUUUAGUCUAACUUAAUUAAUUUGUCAACAACCGUUGAGGCUGAUCUUGAGGCUUCCCCUUGAGCUUUUGGCUGUUUUGCUGUUCUGCUAUUUGCUGGUUCCUGUUUUUUCUGUUGUUUUUAUUUUCCUGGUUUGGUGUCCAUGCUGUACCUCUCUUGUCUUUUUGUAUGGUUCUUGUCUUGGUUACUCUAGCAAUCUUGAUCCUGUUUCUUUGUUUCUUGAUCUUCUUGUGACCUUGUGACAUUUUUUUAUAUAUCUUUGUUUCUUUUUUCCAAAAAAAAGUUGUCAACAACCGUAAUACAUGAAUCACCUUAGUUCUUAAUUAGAACACCCACUCAUGUGGGGCCUCAAUCUGCCACAAAAUUUAAAGGGUGAUUUGUUGGACACUUACAACCGCCACAAAUGUUAUGCACAGCUGGUAACGGAUCCUAUUUAGUGAUUCAGCAAUCUCGUUAAUGAUUUGUUAAUCACAUGUGUACAUAAACGGUCAUUAAGGUUAUAAAUAGUAGCUAGUUGUGAGUUAAAUUCUCAAGCUAAUCACUACUAGCAAGCUACAUCAUUGGUGCUUUCUUUACUCCAAUGGCUUCAACAGAUCCCACACAUGUAACAGAAAACCAAUCAAGAGAAGAAGAAAGUUUAAGCCGAGAAUGUAAGGAGCUAAUUCCCACUCUUCCUAGAGAGAAAGGCUGGACAGUACGCUAUCUCUAUCUAUUCCAAGGUUUUUGGUGCAACCCACAUAGAAUCCAACCUAUAUACACUUUUCAAAAGCAAUUCCAAGCCAAAGAUAGUGAUGUUAUUGUAGCCACUUAUCCAAAAUCAGGCACCACCUGGUUGAAAGCUCUUACCUUCGCAGUGGUAAACCGCCACAAUUUUCCUUCCUCAGAAAAUCAUCCACUACUCACUUCCAAUCCCCAUCACCUUGUGCCUUUCUUUGAAACCUCCAUUUAUGGUGAGAUGAUUCAUGACCAAAUUCCUGAUCUAUCAAACGUGAUUGAGAGAAGAAUUUUUGGCACUCACGUUCCGUUCCCUUCAUUGGCCAAGUCCAUCAAGGACAACUCCAAAUGUAAGAUAAUUUAUCUUUGUAGGAAUCCAUUUGACAACUUUGUGUCUCUUUGGAUGUUCGUCAACAAAGUGAAGCUUGAAUCUGCACCUACAUUGAUGUUGGAGGAAGCUUUUGAAAUGCACUGCAACGGGACGACAAGAUAUGGUCCGUUUUGGAACCAUAUAUUAGGUUACUGGAAGGAGAGCAUAGCUAGACCAGAAAAGGUUCUGUUCUUGAAGUAUGAGGAUCUUAAAGAUGAUGUUAAUUUUUAUGUGAAAAGAGUGGGAGAGUUCUUGGGCUGUCCUUUUACCCACGAAGAGGAAAGUAGUGGGGUGAUUGAAGACAUAGUGCAACUAUGUAGUUUUGAGAAGAUGAAGGAAUUAGAGGUAAAUAAAUGUGGAACUUUUACUAGGGAUGUUGGGAACAAGCAUUUCUUUCGGAAGGGUGAAGUAGGAGAUUGGGUAAAUUACCUUUCCCCUUCAAUGGUAGAAAAGUUAUCCAAAAUCAUUGAAGAAAAGUUUAGGGGUUCUGGUCUAUCAUUUAGAAUGUGCUCUUAAUUAGUAUCCCAAGAAAGCUCCCCAAUUAAUGUUUAAUUACAUAUAUGUUUGAAUCUAAGUUGUAGUGUGUUGUGUAAGCAUUCAUCUCAUUUAACCAUUUAAGUUUUCUUCAUUUUUUUAUUUUAAAAUGAGUGCACCAGCUAGCAUUAGUGCAGCAGAGUAUGAGUAUCAAAUAUAUAAAAUAAAUGGCUACAUAAGGAUAGUCCAUGUAGCUGGAAUAAGUAAUAUUUUAUUGCGUAAAACAAAUAUCUCUGAGGGGAAACAACGAGGACCCAUGGGGCAAGGUUGAGGGAAAACACUAAAGAGAUCUUGGACACUAAAGAGAUCUUGGACACCACAUCUUAACCCAAAACUUUAAGGCAUUAGGCUUAUGGGUCUAUCUCCUUAUAAACUCUCCCUCUUACCUUGGCUUCUCCGAUGUGGGACUUGACUCUAACACUUGAUUUCAACAAUCUCCCCCUCAAGUUUGAGUCCCUCAACCACAUCACUCAUGGUCCUCCUGUCUGCGGAAGCUAUCCACCUUGCACCGCCGUACGCUGCCAACGGAACCCGCCGCCUAGCCACACUGCUAGGAAGAUUUUCGACACAAGGAGCCGUCAUGGUCCCACGAACCUGGCUCUGAUACCACUUGUUGGGUAGAGUCACGACGAGGACCCAUGGGGCAAGGUCGAGGGGAAACACUAAAGAGAUCUUGGACACCAUAUCUUAGCCCAAAACCUUAAGGCAUUAGGUUUAUGGGUCCAUUUCCUUAUAAACUCUCCCUCUUACCUUAGCUUCUCCGAUGUGAGACUUGACUCUAACACUUGAUUCCAACAGUAUGAGUAUCCAAUAUAUAAAAUAAAUGGCUACAUAAGGAUAGUCCAUGUAGCUGGAACAAGUAAUAUUUUAUUGCGUAAAACAAAUAUGUCUAAGAAUUAGUCCAAGAGACCAUGUGAUUACCUCAACUACUGCUACUAUCAGAAAUCACCUUGGAUGGGAAGUGUGUGUUGAUCAAGGUUUGAUUUUUGAAUCUCGAAACUUUAGAUGUAUUCUUUCCCUUCCAAUAACUUAUGAGGAUGUUGUUUUUGACUUGGAAAAUCAAAGCAAAAGAAGCCUCACAUUUUUUAACAGCAGACUUGAAAGAUUUUUCAUGAUGGAUGAGUCUUAGGAUUGUUCAUCUUUGUGUCAUAGCAUGUACUAUCUUGGAGGUAAGCAUUAUGUUUCUCUUGGCUAGACUGAUGCAAAUUUGGGCUUGGUGUUAUUUCUUCAUUUGCAGAUGCCAAAGCUAUUCGAGGAGCAAGUCAUUUCAUCUAGCUAAAAUUUAAAAAGCUUUUUAUUUCAUGUGUUAUUUCCUCUUUAGACAGUCUCAUAUUUUGUUACAGUCCAAUGAACAUGAAUUUCUUUCAACAAUAAGAUUUAGUAGUAAAACUCUUCCUAUUUUUGGACAAUCUCACUCAGUAGAGUACUAUAAAAGCAUGCAUCUCCUCAUAUUAAGGAAAUUUUGCAUCCAAAUUUUGUUGUCAUAAGUUUCCCAUGAUCUGAGCCCAGUGAACUAAAGGGUAGAAUCAUCAAGCACAAUAAAAAUCAUUUCAAAUCACCCAAAAAAAAGAAUAUUUUUUCACAUCAGACUUACAUGAUAACACUUCUCUGACUUUAGAUGCAUUCUUUCUGUCAUCACUUCCAAUGACUUUAGAGGUUGUUAUUCUUCUGCCAUGCAGAAUCAAUUCAAAUGCUACCACACAUUUUUUGGCAUCAGCCUUGAAAGAUUACAGUGUUGGAUGGGUCUUAGGAUUGUUCCUCUGUGCCAUAGCAGGUACUAUCUUGGACGUUAGCAUUCUGUUUUCUUUGGCUAUACUGAUGCAAAUUGGGGCUUGGUGUUGGCUAGAGAUCAAUCUGGUGUUGUUUUUGUGGAGCAUAUCUCAGAUUCUCUUCUUCAAUAUAUGUAUUGAGGUUUUUGUGCGUUAUGUCUGAUGCUAAAUAUAUAAACUUAUGUUUUUUAUUUGACUUUGUUUUGCCUAUUAGUAUGCUCUUCUUUACUUUACUGUAUCCAAUCCCCCUUUUACUAUAAAAAUACAAACAUAUAUAAUCAUAAAAUACUUUCCUCUUUUGAGUCUGUCUUGGCUACUUGACUAUUUGAUUUUUCCACUCAUUCUUUGAAAAUGAAAUUCUAUAUAAUCAUAUAAAAGUUACCAUAAUAAAGUGUCCUAAAUACACAUAUAACACUUAUUAAAUUUUAAUUUAACUCUCAAAUUUGAUUUUUUUUUCUUGGCUAAGGUAUCUCCACAACCGUUAGCUGUGAGAUUAAUUCCCGUCCCACUAUUAGCGCACUAAGCAGUAGUAACCUGCCCAAUCAGUUUUUUUUCCAUUAACAGGUGUUAGGAUUUGAACCUCCAAACAUUUACUUAAGGGAUGAAGUAUUGACAUCAACCCACUUGGUUCUCAAAUUUGAUUUUUUUUUAUCACAGAAUUUAUGAAUUAAUUUUUUUUUUUAAUUCAGAUUUGGUGACCUGAGUAGAGGUAAUGGACUGGAGCUGUAAAGGUGAUCAGAAUUGGUAACAUCAAUAUUUGUGCCUUGACCAUAACAUUUCUGUAUGUUCAGUUCCCAAUUGAGUUUAUUGGCAAGUUAUUUUAUGUCAUAGACUCGAACAGGAAGUUCUUGGGUGUUUUCUCCAUGGCAGUAGGUGAGUUGUGUGCCUUUGAAGCGGACUCAAGGCAAUAAUGCAUGCCCUGCUUUUCUGCCAAUAAUGUGCCUUUGAUCUACUCAUGGUGGAAGUUGACUGUAUCAGGGUGUAGCAUAUUUUUAGGGAGUGGAACACCAUUGUUGAUUUCCUAGCUAAGUCGGGAUGUGUAAGGGAAAGACCGAUUUGGUCUCUGUUCGAUGAUGUCCAGUGACUAAAUUAAGGGUUAAUCUACCUGGUCCCGUCGGCUGUGUGUCUUGAACUGGAGCUAAUCAGGUUCGCUAUGGUAUGCAUUGCUUCUGUUUCCAUACUGGCCUCUGUUUUGUCCUGCUCAGUAUUGCCUGGUGUGUUUGACCGGUCCCCUUUGUGAGUUGUUGUUUUUUGCUGUCUGCUUCGUGAUCGUUUUUACUGGCACAAGGGAUGUUGUUUCUUUUCUGAAUCUAUCCUGGAGCAGUUUGGCCUAUCUUGACAGCUGGGCAUGUUUCUACUAUGAAAAUCCUAUUCUGUUUGGCAGCUGCUUUGGGUUCUCUUUUGCUGACUGUUUUAGCUUCUCGAGUGGCACCUCUUUGUUUUUGUUGCUGUCUCUUUGGCUGGCUCCUUUGUCUUUCUUUUUCCUUUUUGUGUUGGUUUCGGUUUGUGUCUUAUUUGUAAUGGAGCUGUGUCCUGGUCUAUUUUUGCUCACUUGGGAGAGGUUGUUCCCAUGCUCAUUUGAUCUAUAUUAUAUCUUUUUGUUUUCAA
Molecule: messenger RNA, 6285 nt
Organism: Lotus japonicus
Lineage: Eukaryota; Viridiplantae; Streptophyta; Magnoliopsida; Fabales; Fabaceae
Product: cytosolic sulfotransferase 15-like
Exons: 3
Coding region: 1871-2890 (339 amino acids)
Biological process (GO): sulfation
Cellular component (GO): cytoplasm
Molecular function (GO): sulfotransferase activity
Source: RefSeq, a predicted model, not a curated record